Molecule: messenger RNA, 4210 nt
Organism: Echinops telfairi (small Madagascar hedgehog)
Lineage: Eukaryota; Metazoa; Chordata; Mammalia; Afrosoricida; Tenrecidae
Gene: TBC1D1
Product: TBC1 domain family member 1
Exons: 21
Coding region: 81-3887 (1268 amino acids)
Source: RefSeq, a predicted model, not a curated record
UGAGUGUGAAAAAAGAGUGCGUGGUCUCAAGUAGACUAACAGGGGUGGCCUUGUGCUGAGCUUCCCAGCCCUUACUCACGAUGGAACCAAUCACGUUCAUGGCCAGGAAGCAUGCGUUCCCGAACGAGGCCUCGGUGGACUUCGGCCUCCAGCUAGUGGGCUCUCUGCCAGUCCAUUCUCUGACCACCAUGCCCAUGCUGCCCUGGGUCGUGGCCGAGGUGCGCAGGCUCAGCACCUCCAGGAAGGAGCCGGUGAGCAAGCAAGUGCGGCUUUGCGUCUCGCCCUCUGGGCUGCGAUGUGAAGCGGAGCCAGGAAAAAGUCAGCCCUGGGACCCGCUGCUGUGCUGCAGCAUAUUUGAGUGUCAGCCUCAGCAAGUCCACAAACUGAUCCACAACAGCUACGACCCGAGCUACUUCGCGUGCCUGGUCAAGGAGGAUGCCGCCAGCCAGCAGAGCGUCUGCUUUGUGUUCAAAGCGGACGACCAAACAAAAGUGCCCGAGAUCAUCAGCUCCAUCCGCCAGGCCGGGAAGGUGGCCCGCCAGGAGGAGCGCCACUGCCCCUCGGAGUUUGACGACGCCUUCGCCAAGAAGUUCGAGGUGCUCUUCUGCGGCCGCGUGACCGUGGCCCACAAGAAGGCCCCGCCGGCGCUGAUCGACGAGUGCAUCGAGAAGUUCAACCGUGUCAGCUGCAGCCGGAGAGCCGCCGCCGCGGACCUGCCGCCCGGGAACUCGGAGAGGCCGGCCCCCGUGGGGGGCUCCGGGCCCGCCGAGCCGGGCCGCCGCGCCGGGGAGCAGGGCCGGCAGCCCAUGCGGAAAUCCUUCUCCCAGCCCGGCCUCUGUUCCCUGGCCUUCAGGAAGGAAUUCCAAGACGGAAGCCUCAGAGGCAGUCGCUUCUUCAGGUCUUUCGAGGAAAACGACACGGAGAACCACCUCCUUGGUGGACACAAUGUCGUGCAGCCGACGGACAUGGAGGAAAACCGCACUAUGCUCUUCACGAUCGGCCAGUCCGAAGUUUACCUCAUCAGCCCCGACACCAAAAAAGUAGCGCUUGAGAAAAAUUUUAAGGAGAUCUCGUUUUGCUCUCAGGGCAUCAGACACGUGGACCACUUCGGGUUCAUCUGCCGAGAGUCUUCCAGCAGUGGCGGCAUUCACUUCGUCUGCUAUGUGUUUCAGUGCACAAAUGAAGCUUUGGUGGACGAAAUGAUGAUGACCCUGGAGCAGGCCUUCACGGUGGCCGCGGGACAGCGGACUUCGAAGGCCCCCGCUCAGCUCUGUGAGGGCUGCCCUGUGCAGUGCCUGCAUAAGCUCUGUGAGAGGAUAGAGGGAAUGAGUGCGUCCAAAGCCAAGCUAGAACUCCAGAAGCACCUGACAACGUUGACUAACCAGGAACAAGCCACCGUUUUUGAGGAGGUCCAGAAACUGAGACCAAGAAAUGAGCAGCAGGAGAAUGAACUGAUUGUUUCGUUCCUGAGGAGUUUCUAUGAAGAGAAACAAAAAGAGCAUGUUCACAUCGGGGAGAUGAAACAGCCUCGGCAGGUGGCAGCAGAGACCGUUGGGAGUGAAUCACCACCCAGAGCCACUCGCUUUAGGCUCGACCUGCUGAAAAGCAGAGCAAAGCGAUCUUUGACGGAGUCUCUGGAGAGCUUUCUGUCCCGGGGCAAUAAAGCCAGAGGCCUGCAGGACCGUGCUGGAAGUGUGGAUCUGGACAGCUCCUUGUCCAGCGCAUUCAGUAACGCCAGCAAAGAGCCAGCGGUGUGUGAGAGAGAGGCCUUGCCCGUGCUGGAGAGCUCCUUCAGGCUCCUCGGCUCCUCAGAUGACCUGUCCAGCGACUCCGAGAGCCACCUCUCCGAAGAGUCUGCUCAGCUCUCGCCCCAGCAGGGCUUCCGACAGCGAGCCAACACCCUGAGCCACUUCCCUCCGGAAAGGCAGGACCCUGUGGAGCCCGCCGAGGCGUCCCCAGCCGUCUCGCCAAGGAAACUUUUGAGGUACCACUCAGUGAGCACAGAGACGCCUCACGAGCCAAACCCGAACCCCCCGCCCGCCGACGAGGCCCCUGGCGGCGCAGGCCAGCCGCCAGCUCUCGCACCGCCACCUUGGCUUAGUCCCUCUGCCUCCUCGCCAAAUGUUUUUAAGUGCCUAAAACAUAACUCCAGUGGGGACCCCGGUGGCAAUGCCGUGCCAAAGAGCAUCUCCUACCGUAAUGCCCUGCGGAAAAAACUUCAUUCUUCCUCCUCUGUGCCAAAUUUCCUAAAAUUUCUGGCUCCUGUAGAUGAAAGUAACAGCUCUGACUUUCUGAACCCAAAAAGGGAUUUGGAACCCAAAGCAAACCACCCAGCGGAUGCCAGUGGGACCCCCAUGAAGACACGAAGGCAUUCGUGGCGGCAGCAGAUCUUCCUCCGAGUGGCCACCCCCCAGAAGGCGUGUGAUUCUCCGAGCAGAUAUGAAGAUUACUCAGAGCUGGGAGGAGAACUGCCCCCUCGGUCUCCCUUGGAGCCAGUCUGUGAAGAUGGCCCUUUCGGCCCUGCCCCCGAGGGGAAGCGAAGGACGCCCCGGGAGCUCCGGGAGCUGUGGCAGAAGGCUAUUCUCCAGCAGAUCCUGCUCCUCCGGAUGGAGAAGGAAAACCAGAAGCUGCAAGCCUCUGAACACGACCUGCUGAACAAGCGCCUGAAGCUGGAUUAUGAAGAAAUCACUCCUUGCCUUAGAGAAGUGACCACGGUCUGGGAAAAGAUGCUGAGCACCCCAGGGAGAUCGAAAACUAAGUUCGACAUGGAAAAGCUGCAUUCGGCAGUUGGGCAAGGUGUGCCUCGCCACCACCGGGGUGAAAUCUGGAAGUUCCUUGCAGAGCAGUGCCACCUGCGACACCAGUUCCCCAGCAAGCAGCGGCCACGGGACACGCCGUACAAGGAGCUCUUGAAGCAGCUGACCUCCCAGCAGCACGCCAUCCUCAUCGACCUCGGGCGGACCUUCCCGACACAUCCCUACUUCUCAGCCCAGCUGGGAGCCGGGCAGCUGUCGCUGUACAACAUCCUGAAGGCCUACUCGCUGCUGGACCCGGAGGUGGGGUACUGCCAGGGGCUCAGCUUCGUGGCCGGCAUCCUGCUGCUGCACAUGAGCGAGGAGGAGGCGUUCAGAAUGCUCAAGUUCCUCAUGUUCGACGUGGGGCUGCGGAAGCAGUACCGGCCGGACAUGAUUAUCUUGCAGAUCCAGAUGUACCAGCUCUCGAGACUGCUGCACGAUUACCACCGCGACCUCCACACGCACCUGGAGGAGCAGGAGAUCGGCCCCAGCCUCUACGCCGCCCCCUGGUUUCUGACCGUGUUCGCCUCCCAGUUCCCGCUGGGCUUUGUGGCCAGAGUCUUCGAUAUGAUCUUUCUUCAGGGUUCAGAGGUCAUCUUUAAAGUGGCACUAAGCCUGCUGGGAAGCCAUAAGCCUUUGAUCCUACAGCACGAGAACCUGGAAACCAUAGUUGACUUCAUCAAGAACACACUACCGAACCUGGGCUUGGUGCAGAUGGAGAAGACCAUCAGUCAGGUGUUUGAGAUGGACAUCUCCAAACAGCUACAAGCUUACGAAGUCGAGUACCACGUGCUCCAGGAAGAGCUCAUCGAUUCCUCGCCUCUCAGCGACAACCAAAGGAUGGACAAAUUGGAGAAAACCAACAGCAGCUUACGCAAGCAGAACCUUGACCUGCUCGAUCAGCUGCAGGUGGCCAAUGGUAGGAUCCAAAGCCUCGAGGCCACGGUGAAGAAGCUUCUGACCAGCGAAAGCAAACUGAAGCAGGCAACCCUGGCGCUGGAGCUGGAGCAGUCCGCCCUGCUGCAGACCCUGGAGGAGCUGCGGCAGCGGCAGGUGACCCAGCAGAGCAGCACAAAGCCGGCGGGUGACUGAUGGUGGGGAGAGCCUCCCCAGCACCACCACCCCCUAGCCCUCCCCAGGGGAGACUGCACCACCACCUCACCCUGCCCAGGCCUUAAUGGAGAGACGGGAACGCGAGCGAGCGGGAGACAGCGAAGCGUGGCGCGUGCUUCUCAGGGAGGAAGCUGGCUCUGCCAGCACCCGGUUCUUCUGAAGGAAGACUUGUGACUCCAGGGAGCGAGAGUUCACUUGUUUUUCAUGUUGUGUUAGGUCCCAGUUGGACCUUUCUCUGGUCCCGAUACUGUCCUCAGUAGACUUAGAUGGCAUGGACACGAAUAAAUGCACCUUUAUGUUUC